CUACUAUCAGAGGUAUCGGGCUGUAUGGAAUUUUGUUUCGCCCAAAAUUUCUAGGGUUUUGGAGCGAAGGGGCCUGUCCGUUUUUCUGGAGUUGUGGAGCUAUUUGAAGGUCAAUUAAGUAGGUGGGAAGCGGAAGGAAGGUGGUAAUCGCACAAGAAAGUAAAUGUGGUGGGUACGAAGUGGCUUUGCUCUGUAAGAUUCGCUGGAAGUAGAAGGGGAAAGCAGGGACCACGACGAAGCUGUGAAGACGAGAUUACCCCCUUUGCGAGUUGAGCAACAGGAUGACUACGUACUUGGAAUUGAUAGUCCACCAUGGUGGGAAAAUGGACUAUUCUGAGGAGGUUCCUCGCUACCUAAAUGGCAAGAUUGAAGAAGUUGACAUGGACCUAGACUACAUCUCCUACUUCCAGUUACAACAGCUUGGUGUUGUCCACUUUGAAUACGCUAGGGUCGAGCGCUUGUGGUAUAUGGCUCCAUCGCAUAAUUUGGGAAAUGGUUUGGUUGAAAUAAGGUCCGACACCGAGGUAAUGGAUGGACUGAUUCAU
Molecule: messenger RNA, 545 nt
Organism: Linum tenue
Lineage: Eukaryota; Viridiplantae; Streptophyta; Magnoliopsida; Malpighiales; Linaceae
Source: the annotation of a GenBank genome assembly